UAGCACUUAAUCACAUACCACUCUCAACCAUCCUACCCUAUGCUCCUCACCUUUGACAAAGCAAUGACAACCCCUAUCAACUGAUCAACGGUUAAUAUGAACCCAUCUAGAACACUUAGUAAUCCCGCUUCCACAUUAUUUAAACUUCUCCGUAUUACCAUAUUGAUAUAUUUGCUUUCGAGUCAGAUUAUAUCUGGAGGACAAAAGCAAGAAGUAAGCAGUGCUGCAUUGGCAGCGAAAUAGAUUUGAGCAGCCUUUUGACCGGAAAAUCAAGACAUCCACCACCACUACCACCGCUGUGCCGCUGCCACCUGCACCAUCAAAAGUUUAUUACACUUUAAAAUAAAUUCAUGGCAGAUCCUCACUUACAAAUAGACCAACAAUCUCGCCCUCCUGUCCAUACCCCUCUUCUUCCUCCAACUCAUAAUAACACCGACAACCACCACGACGGCCGCCGCCAAGAUCAAGAAACCGAUCUCGAUCAGGCUCUUGAAGGGUUAGAGACAUUUCUUACCCUUCUGGGUUUCAACCAGUCUUCUGUUCUGAGCUUUCUUCUUUCUUGGACAGUGUUUAUAUUGAUAGGUGUGUCGCUUCCUGUUAUGAUACUGGAGUUGUCUAAAUGUGGUGGCUGCGAAAAGUACCAGAUUAAGGAUUUUGAACUCGAUAUCGUUGCAUCUCAAGCGUGUUUAGCGGCUGUUUCUUUGGCUUGCCUUUCUCAUAGUCUACGCAAGUAUGGCAUAAGAAAGUUUCUGUUCCUUGACCGCCGUAGCGGCCCUAUUAUGGCUCGCUUUGGCCACAAAUAUGUUCAACAGAUGAAGGACUCUUUACGUUUGCUGAUCCUCUGGUCGCUGCCAUGUUUCAUUCUGAAAGUUGUGCGAGAGGUCAUUCGUGUAUUAUACGUGCAGCAUGAAUCAUGGUGGUUGUCUGCCGCUAUUUUGUUUGGUUUGAUUCUAUCUUGGGGUUAUGUCAGUACAAUAUCUUUAUCAGCCAGCAUUCUAUUUCAUCUAGUUUGCAAUUUACAAGUUAUUCACUUCGAUGACUAUGCUAAGCUUUUGGAAAGAGAAUCUGAUGUUUUGGUAUUUAUAGAGGAGCACAUUCAUCUCCGUUAUCACCUCUCUAAGAUAAGCCAUAGAUUCCGAAUUUUUCUUCUUCUGCAGUUCUGUGUUGUUACAGCUAGCCAAAUCGUGACGCUUUUCCAGACCACAGGAUAUAGUGGAAUAAUUACUGUUAUAAAUGGGGGUGACUUUGCAGUAUCUUCAAUUGUUCAAGUAGUUGGAAUAAGUAUUUGUUUGCAUGCUGCCACGAAAAUAUCCCACAGAGCCCAAGGUAUUGCAUCUAUAGUGAGUAGAUGGCAUGCAUUGGCAACGUGCAUUUCAAGUGAUGCAUCUCAUCAAAUGAGAGUUUCGAAUAGUACGGGGAACUUGGAAGCUGCAAAUCAACUAAACUCACUACAUUUAAGCUAUUCUGAAAGUGAUUUGGAGUCGGUGGAUUAUAUUGCAAUGCCUACAAAUACACAGUUGGCAUCCAACAUGUCAUCAUAUCACAGAAGGCUAGCCUUUGUAUUGUAUCUGCAAAACAAUCCUGGAGGAAUCACUAUAUUUGGUUGGACGGUUGAUCGUGCAUUAAUAAACACAAUCUUCUUCAUUGAACUUACUCUAGUGACUUUUGUGCUUGGAAAGACUAUAGUAUUCACUUCUAAAUGAUUAAUUUCCAGGCCAGAGUUCACACUUAGAAGAAAAUCUUUCAAGGUAUCACUUUUGUCAUCGAUAAGAUCAAGCAAUCUGGCUCUUCAAUAUUGCUCAGAGGUUCCCAUUUCUGGUUAUUUUGAUUAAACACCUUAACCAUUGAAGUGGUGAAUAAGAAGGUUACCAUAUUGUCUAGCAUAAAAGGGUAAGAGCCAGAGAGAGAGAGGAAAUCCCUUGUAAAGCUUGGAAAAAAACUCAUACCUAUGUACAUGGCGUUUUUGUUUCAUGUUA
This is a messenger RNA of Hevea brasiliensis (rubber tree), 1976 nucleotides long. RefSeq lists its product as uncharacterized. Lineage: Eukaryota; Viridiplantae; Streptophyta; Magnoliopsida; Malpighiales; Euphorbiaceae. The transcript is spliced from 4 exons. The coding region runs from base 351 to 1703 and encodes 450 amino acids. The record is from RefSeq and is a predicted model, not a curated record.